Molecule: messenger RNA, 660 nt
Organism: Eimeria acervulina
Lineage: Eukaryota; Apicomplexa; Conoidasida; Eucoccidiorida; Eimeriidae
Exons: 3
Source: RefSeq, a predicted model, not a curated record
AUGCAAUAUAACCUGCAGCAAAUGCAGCAGCAGCAAAUGCAGCAGCAGCAAAUGCAGCAGCAGCAAAUGCAGCAGCAAAUGCAGCAGAACCCGCAAAUACAGCAAAACCAACUGAAGCAGCAGCAGCAGCAAAUGCAGCAGCAGCAGAAACUGCAGCAGCAGCAGCAACUGCAACAACAACAACAACAGCAACAGCAGCAGCAGCAGCAGCAGCAGUUUGUUUGUGCUCGGGAGUCGCAGAAGGCGGAGUGCCAGCGGCUCUCUCAGGCGUUAGAGGGGGUUCAAGAAGAGGCAGCAGAGACGCGUCAUUCAUUAGCAGCAGCAGCAGCAGCAGCAGCAGCAACAGCAGCAGAAUGGGAGGAUCGUCUCCGCUCAGUGCAGCAGCAAGCAGAGCAGCAGCAUGAAGAAACCCUCCAUGCUGCAGCAGAAGAAAAACGAAGAGCCCUUGAAGCACUCAGGCGAGCCUUUAUCCUAGGAGAGGAGCUGCGGGGUGUACACAAGGAGGAGACAGUUUUGCUGCAGCAGCGGCUGCUAAGCCGAGAAGCAGAAGCCGACGAAAUAAACAAACGCUGCUGCGUUCUAACAAAAAAAGUAGAAGAGACAGCGGAGCAAUUUAACAGACUUAAAUCCGUCUCCAGAAAAGAUAAACUCCAAAUUCGG